GGGUGGUUAUCUGCGGCGAGCCUCGCGCCUCGCCACUCGUACCUCGAACGACACGGAAUACGCGCGUCCACAGCGCGCUUGAGCACUAUGUGGGCCUGGUUGUUAUUGUUCGCGGUCGCCGCGCUCCCGGUCGCUGAGAACGCCGGCGCAGGCGCCGCCCGGCUUGUAUGCUAUGCGGAAAACUCGCGCGCGGAUGGAUUUUCCGAGUGCACGCAUCUGGUGUACGCGGGGAACGCUAGAGGAGACAAGUUAGAUGGGAUACUGAAGGAGUUUAGGAAGAGUAAUCCCAGGUUGAAGAUUAUUUUGAGGGUUUCUGAGGUUGAUAAGGACCUCCGCACACUCCUCAAAUCGAAACACGUGCAAGGUUUGGAGAUCAACGAUGCCCACAAGUCCCUCAACAGGACAUCGGUCCUCGAGAAAGUGGAGGCGGCCAAGUCCGCCCUCACUUCCUCAGGUGGGGGACCAUUGUUCCUCGCGUUGCCGGCCCACCCCGAGCUCCUUGCGAAAUACUACGACCUCCGGACGUUAGUGAAGAAGGUGGAUCUGAUGAUGGUCCAGACCCACGCCCUGGGACUGGUGAAGAAGAUGACUUAUCAUCCUAGCAGACUGAGUGGGCUGUGGGACAUGAUGAACACUGACUCGGUAGUAGACCUAGUGGUAGGUCUUGGUGUACCAGCAUCCAAGGUCGUGAUCAGCCUUCCGGCUACAGCCCGUCAGUUCACACUCCUCAACGAGACCCUCAGUACUCCUGGAAGCCCUACUGUUGAAGACGAACCCAAGGAGAUUGACCAGGCUGAGCUUUGCAGACAGCUUCAGAAGGGAAGAUGGACCUUGGAGAGAGACCAGGACUUGUCGGCGCCCUAUGCUUUUAAGAACAAGAUAUGGGUGUCAUUCGAAGACGCGUCCUCGGUGGAUGUGAAGGGAAAGUACGCGCGAGUCCGAGGUUUGGCCGGCUUGGCAUUACAUAAAGCCGAUCGUGAUGUGGACACGCCCUGCGGACCCACGCUCAAGGCCUCGCUGUCCAAGGUCCUCAACCAGCAGAGCAGAGCGCCUAGAGCUGCAGUGCUUAGGUCUCUGGAACAUGAGAUUCUGUCAGCUCCCGGUCACGUGCGUGCCCUGGAUGCCCUCCAGGUGUCUCCAUACCGAAUUACACAAGUUGUCGACUCCGAUGGCGUCAUUCACUCUAUUAGAGAGGACACCCGUACUGAGUUCUCGUGCUCCCGACAAGGCUACUUCGUCCACCCCCGCUCCUGUGCCAGGUUCUACCGAUGUGUGAAGUUCGACCAGUAUUCGCCUGAAUAUACCGUAUUCGAAUUCGACUGUCCCGCUGGGCUGGCGUUCGACUCUCGCUACGAGGUGUGCGUGUGGCCCGGCAGUCUGCCGCACUCGCAAGCCUGUCCAGGUUCUUCCGAAAUCGCUCCCGUGCCUCAAACUAGGUUUAUUUGUCCUGAACAUGAAGGUUACUACGCCGACCCUGAGAACUGCCGUUGGUUCUUCGCGUGUUUGGACCACGGCAAGUCGCCACUCACUGCCUACGAGUUCCGCUGUCCGUUCGGACUUGGGUUCGACGCUGAUAAACUGAAGUGCGAGUGGCCAUGGCUGGUGCCUGCUUGUGGAAACAUCGCCAGAUACGAAGCUGAGGCUUACGGAUUCUCCGGUGCCAUACUUACUGGCGCUGCCGGUUUCCAAGGCCAGACUGCAGAUGAUGUGAACAUUGCCGCUCACCAGAGCCUUGUCUCUGGCGCGGCGCUCGACAACCUGGUCGGCAUCCAAGGCGGAUUCCUCACCAAGGACGAUGCUUUAGACGCUAACUUCAUCGCUUCCCAGGAGCUCGCGGGAGCUGCCGGCCACAAUCUGCUGCAAGGCUAUGAUCUUGCCCAUGGCCAGGCUUUGGACCAUGGAGUAGCAGAUUCUCUUGAAGGACAGGCUCUAGGCCACGGAAUAGCAUACCAAGCGGUUGAUGGAGCCAAUCUAGGCAUCGGUUUAGUCCAACCAACGAAUUAUAACGAUCAAAAAUACACAAGUGGUUCCUUGAUCUUAGACGAUUACAGACUGCCUACUAAAUCAAAGACUGGUCACGGCAAGAUUCAGAAUAUUGUCGCAAGUCAUCGUCAAGUAGCAGCAGCAGGAGCUGGAGCGGGAAUUGCAGGACAAGGACAACAAGCAGGAUACACUAAAGGAUACGACGGUUACUCAUCAUCUACCUUCAGCUUGGGAAGUGAACAAAAGAAUCAGUACCAAAGCGGUGCUUAUGAAGAUAAUUCCGGCGCGUACGUGCACGACCCUACUGGAGACUACGCGGAACCUUACAGACAUGAAUCUUCCCCAGCAGUACCUUAUAUUCAUGACGACUCGCCAUACAAACACACUAAAGACUACUACGACCAAGGUAAAUAUGUGCACUCAACUCAAUCAGGACAUGAUGGAAAAUACACCGGUACUGAUGGCAGAUACGUUGAUGACAACAAUGGGCAGUACGUUCACGAUCAUUCUGGAGAUUAUGUAGAAUCAGGCAGAUAUAAGGCUGGCUACUCUGGCGCUGGUUCUUAUGUUGCUUCCAGCGGCGGAGCUUAUAAAUCUGAUUACUAUGGUGCUAGUACUGGGGCUUACAAGGCUGACUUCACAGGAUUAUACACAGAAGAUAACUCCGGUGCAUAUGUUCACGACGACUCUGGCAAAUAUGAAGCCGGAGUCUACAGAGAUGAUGGACAUAUUGGCAGCUAUAGCGAAGGCGCUAGUAGAGGUCAAGUUAAAUACCAAGGUGGUUACAGCCAAGCCAACGCUGAUAAAUAUUUGACCGAUUCCAAACUCUAUACUGGUGCCUCUCAUGUUUUAACCGCAGGAGCUGUUAAUGUCGGACUCGUUGGAAAAACGACUUUAGUAGAUGUUGAUUAUAAUGAUCAAAAUAACUAUCAUGUCAAAUCGCAGAGUUCUUUCGGACAUCAGACUUUACAUCCAGGUCACGUGUCUUUGGUUUCUCAACCUGCAGUGUCGAUUAACCAUAUUGGAACUGAUGGUAACAACCUUGAUGGGUAUAGUUUUGUGACUACACCGACGUCAUCAGGCGUUCCUACAACGGCUACUCCUUUCGCCGUCACAACGUCUCUACCUGUUGUCACUUCGUACAAGACUACGUUUGUUCCUCAGGCACCUCAGUCUAGCAUUAAGCAAGUGUUCGGCUACACGCAACCCGCUGUGACAUAUGUUCAACCGACAGUGGUUGCUGUUCCACAAGUCACUCCACAAGUCCAAGUAACUGACCACAAUCAAGGCUUCAACUACCAAUUUGAAAGCAAAGAUUACUCGAGCCGCAAAGGUGCUAGUGCAAGUCAGUCAUCUGUAGUCAAAUCGGAAUCAUCUGGGUAUGACUACUCGAAGCCCAGCAUUCAAUUCGAUGAAGGUGUAACGUAUACGACUGCAGCACCCGUCGUUGUAUCUACCUACAGACCACAAGGAUUUGGCCAUAGUCAACAAACUCUACACAAAGUUGAGUCAGUUGGAUUCCAAUACUCAACGCCAAUUCCAGUCACCGAAGAACCUUUCAAGAAAUUAGUGGCCUACACUACUGGAGCACCUGUGACUACUUUUGGGGCGAAAGAAUACAGACCCCAGGCAUACAGUCAUCAAACCAUUCACAAAGUCGAAGCCAGCAAUUACCCAUCAGCGGAGAUUGGUGCUGGUUACGAAGCUAAAGUUACCUAUGAAGCACCGAAAGUAGUCCAAUACACUACCGUUCAACCAGCAGUUUCCGUUCAGCCUGUAGUAUCUGUACAACCACAAAUCGUCGGUCACCAAACUCUACAUACCGUGGACGCUAGCCAAGUGAACGCUUACUCUCAAGCAAAUGCUGGAUCCUUCUCCCAUCAAAGUUCGGGUAGUUACUCCGGCGGCGAGUCUGGCUACACUUACGAACAUCCCGCAGUACAGUUCCAAGAUGUAAAAACAGUGCAGUACUCUACACCAGCGCCUAUAGCUGUUUCUACUUACAGACCACAAUCCUACAGUCAACAAACUAUUCACAAAGUAGAGAACCAUGUUGUACCAGUUUCUUCUACACCACUGCCAAGUGUUGCGGUAUCAUACCAAGCGCCUGUCACCGUAUAUAAGAAUCCUAUUUUGAAAUACACGGAAGAAGUCACUCCGGUAGUUUAUGAGAAGCCAUCGCAUAGAGGUCAAGCGUACAGCCACCAGACAAUCCACAAGGUUGAAGAUAACAAGGCAUAUACUCCAUCACUGGGUAUCGGUGCUGUGGAAUACACUAAAUCUGUCACUUAUGAGCAGCCUCAAAUCUACUCGACAGUGCAACCAGCCUUAGCGAUCCAACCAGCGGUGUCAGUAUCGCAUUCCAGUGCUUUCAGUCAUCAGACACAGCACAAAGUAGACGCGAGCCGAGUGAACGCUUAUUCAGAAAACGCUGAUGCAGGAUACGUCUAUGAAAAGCCGUCUAUACAAUUCGAACCUAUAAAAACUGUACAGUAUUCUACACCAGCUCCAGCAGUGGUUUCUACGUACAGACCUCAGUCUUACAGCCAUCAGACAAUUCAUAAAGUUGAAACACAAAAAGUCGUUCCAGUGUCCUCUACCGUGACACCGAUUGUAGAUUAUUCCUACAAACAAGCUGAUGUCUCUACUUACGAAAACCCAAUUUUCAAGUAUACGCAAAAGGUAACUCCGGUCACAUACGUUCAGCCGACUGCGGCCGUUGUCACUCCAACUUACCAACCAAUUGUCCAGCAACAAGUAAGCCAUAUUGUCAGCCAGCCCGUACAAUAUGAAAGCCAACAAAAUUUGCAUAUCGGUCAAGAAGGUUAUUCUUACAGUCAGCCAGAAAUCCAAAGAAAUGUUGAGACAUCAAAGGCGGCAAAUUCGUACUCAGAUGCUAGUGUUGUAUCUCACCAGACGUUCCAUCUCUCAAGCGGCAGAAACCAAUAUGAGUCAGGAAAGGGUGCUGUGAUAGUGUCAACUACACCUUCAACUGUGGCCUAUGAAGAUCAUUACGUCGAAUAUGAAGCACAGAAAAACCUUGAUGCAUACAAAGCCCCAGAAUACAUUCCACCGAAAACUGACUAUCAGUAUACCGUCUCUUCUACAGCCACUCCUAUUGUCCAACAAAGUGCCAUCUUCCACAAAACAAAUGACGAAUAUGAUUAUAAACCUAUCGAAUAUUCUCAACAGUACGAUUCCGCUCAAGACGCUGUAUCGACUAAACAAGUAUCUUUCAGCACAUCUCACAUUUCGCAACCUCAAAAGGUAGAAUCUGUUCAUAUAUCUUCCUUCCCUGGUACUAAAGUCGCAACAAAUUACAAUCAAGCGACGUACCAGAGCCCUGAAAUCCAGGUAGCUUACAAGUCUGAAGAGUAUCUACCACCCGUGGUGUCUACGGUUGUUACACCCAUAGUUACAUCGACCUACAGACCCCGUACCUAUUCCACCGUCUCGACUACUAAAGAAUACUUACCUCCUGCGGUCGAUAAUACUUACCUACCACCUUCAACUACAGCGAGACCUUACUACAAAUCUACAACUCCGGCUUAUCAUCACGUUGAAUCCACUACUGCAUUCCAAGCGUCCGAAUACUUGCCUCCUGCAGAAGAGAGUGGAGCUAAAUUGGUCAAUUUUGAAAGCUUUGGUUUCGACAACGGUGUCACAGCAUCAGCCAAGAUUAAUCCUUAUCAAGAUUUCUCAGUGCCAAAAGUAGUGCCGACAGUUUUAGCUGAAACCUCAGCACCAGUUAGAAAGCAAAAUAUUGUGGUGGAAACAGCUAAAUCGCACUUAUUAGGAUUUGGUACUGUGGGCCCUGACGCGGGAUUGGUUUCGCCGGUAACAUACACUACCGCUGCUCCUGUUGUAGUCUCGACAACAUCUAGGCCUAUAUUUAAAUCAACUACGCAUGAACCUAGCUAUAAGUUCGUGCAAUCCACAACAGAAUAUCAGGCGCCUGAAUAUCUUCCACCAUCAGAACAAAUUGAUACUAAUAUUAACUACCAAAGCUUUGGUUACAAAAACUCCGAAUCAUUAGCUGAAAAUGUCAACUACAAUGCUUAUGAUAACGACGCUGUUGUAGUAUCGACAGCUGCACCGAAGAGGAAACAAAAUCUUGUCGUUGAAACUGCCAAAACUCAUCUCCUUGGAUUUGGAACAGUUGGUCCUGAUGCUGGUUUAGUAUCUCCAGUUACUUACACAACUGCUGCCCCUGCAAUUGUGUCCAGUUCUGAAUACUCAUUGCCACCUCAGGUAACAUCAACCUAUGCCCCGAUUGAACAGGGACUCUUUGAAGUCACGCCAUCAUCAGUGCCCAUUCGCAGAACAAAACCGAAAGUUGCUGUUGUAACAAAAAUCAAUGAUUUUAACCCACUCCUUGUACGCAAGCUAGGCGCUGUCUGCAGUUGUCAGUCACCCGUAUUAACUCUUAAAGGAAGGAGACCUGUUGUAAAGGAACAAGAAGUUGACGACUAUAGUAACUCUUACUCCAACGGCGGUGAUAACAACAAUAACCAAUAUAUUCUGAAUUCGGAACGUCUACAAACGCCCACGGUGACUGUUACUCCUAUAGUGACAUCGACUUUCAACCCCAUCAUUGUACCGGACGACUCGUUCUACCAAGAUUACCAUGAACCGAUCCAACAAGAAGUGGUAGUAACGCCUAAGAAAGAGAUCUAUUCGGAAAGUGUAUCUAGUACGCCAAUUCCAGUUUCUUCAACAGAGAAGGUUUACACAAUAAGACCAAGAAUUAAGCCCGUCACGGUUGCACCCACAUACAAAACCGUUAUAUUGAACCAAGAAGUUGCCCCAGUUGCCUCUAUCACAUCACAUGAUGCUGCAGCAGCUGUAUUGGAUUCUCCAGCAUUCGACCGUUACGGACCAGGUGGAUGGAGAAGCAGAGAUGAAACUCUGCAAGGAUCCGUGGAUUGCCAGAGGGCAGGUCUCUUCCGUCACCCAAAGCAGUGUAACAAGUUCUACGCUUGCAGAUGGGACUGUACAAAACAGAGAUUCACACUUCAUGUAUUCAACUGCCCAAUCCAACUCAGCUUCGACUCGAGCAUAGGCGCCUGCAAUUGGCCCAGCCAAGGCCCCGCCUGCCAAGGAGACACACUUCUCACCAACACCCUUUAAUUCUAUAGUCCUGUAAGCAAAUCUCAUUGUGCCAUCUAAAUUGUGAUAAAUUGUGAUCACGAAAUUCAUUUAUCAUUUUUCAUGCAGUUCAUUAGCUUCUCUUUUGUUUUAAGAUGCUUUUCUAUUUAUUUGUUUGGUCUUGUUAAUGUUAUUUCAUUAUUUCAUAGUUAUUUAUUACAUUGUGUACUUCUCAGCUUAUUGCUUGCCAAGCAUAUUAUUGCGUUUCGAUAUUAUCGAUUGGAAUUAAGAGUUACCAUGUAUCUAGUUCAUAUAGCAUGUUAACGUUGUAAAAUAGUGAAGUCAUAUGUUUGUACGUUUAUAAAUUAAUAUAGAAAUAAUAUGCUGUAAUUGUAAAUAUAUCAAUUUAUUGAAUUAA
Manduca sexta (tobacco hornworm) is the source of this 7489-nucleotide messenger RNA. RefSeq lists its product as uncharacterized. The coding region runs from base 88 to 7113 and encodes 2341 amino acids. Gene Ontology annotation, molecular function: chitinase activity; chitin binding. Gene Ontology annotation, cellular component: extracellular region. The transcript is spliced from 9 exons. Lineage: Eukaryota; Metazoa; Arthropoda; Insecta; Lepidoptera; Sphingidae. The record is from RefSeq and is a predicted model, not a curated record. Gene Ontology annotation, biological process: carbohydrate metabolic process; chitin catabolic process.